Drosophila subobscura is the source of this 769-nucleotide messenger RNA. RefSeq names its product vacuolar protein sorting-associated protein 29 (gene Vps29). NCBI's taxonomy places the organism in Eukaryota, Metazoa, Arthropoda, Insecta, Diptera, Drosophilidae. The transcript has a single exon. The record is from RefSeq and is a predicted model, not a curated record. Gene Ontology annotation, biological process: retrograde transport, endosome to Golgi; intracellular protein transport. Gene Ontology annotation, cellular component: retromer complex; endosome. The coding region runs from base 90 to 638 and encodes 182 amino acids.
CUGGUCAUACUGCAAUUUCAGCUCAAUCGCUGGGCGUUUCACAUAUUUAGGGAAAAACAAAACAAGAUAACACCCCCAAGGAUAAUACAAUGCUCGUCCUGGUACUCGGGGAUCUGCACAUCCCGCAUCGCUGCAGCAGCCUGCCCUACAAGUUCAAGAAGCUGCUGGUGCCGGGACGGAUCCACCACAUACUGGCCACCGGCAACAUCUGCACAAAAGAGUCCUACGACUAUCUGAAAUCGCUGGCCAACGAUGUGCACAUAGUGCGCGGUGACUUUGACGAGAAUCUCAGCUAUCCGGAGCAGAAGGUGGUGACAGUGGGCCAAUUCCGCAUCGGCCUGUGCCAUGGCCAUCAGGUGGUGCCGCGCGGCGAUCCAGAAGCACUGGCGCUGAUUCAACGCCAGCUGGAUGUGGACAUACUGAUAACGGGACACACGUACAAGUUCGAGGCGUACGAGCACGGCAACAAGUUCUACAUCAAUCCAGGCUCGGCAACGGGCGCCUUCAAUCCGCUGGACAUGAACGUGGUGCCCUCUUUCGUGCUGAUGGACAUCCAAAGCACGACGGUGGUGACGUACGUCUAUCAGCUAAUUGGCGACGAGGUCAAAGUGGAGCGAAUCGAGUACAAGAAGAUAUAGGAUCAAAAGUAUUAACAGCCAUUCCUAGCCCCCUAAUCUACCACCCACAGAUCCAGGCUUUAAUAAUUGAAUUGUAAAUGUAAUUCUAGUAGAAAUAAAACGCUUUCAAUUUCUCCUUUUUUUUAUUUGAU